AUGAACAACGUCAGCUUCACCUACCCCACCAAGGACAAGCCCACCAUCAUGGAUGUGAGCCUGACCGUGUCUCAGGUGAGCCGCGUGGCGGUGAUUGGCGCGAACGGUGCAGGCAAGUCCACGGCCAUUAAGGUGCUUGUGGGCGAGCAGCUUCCUACGGAGGGCACCAUUUGGAAGGCUCAGGGCCUGCGAAUGGCCUACGUUGCGCAGCACGCCUUCCAUCACCUGGAGAAGCACAUGCAGGAGACACCCACGCAGUACAUUAUGUGGCGGUUUGCCGGCAAUGAUGACCGCGAGAGCAUGGAGUUCAAGACGGAAGACCUCUCCGUCGACGAAGAGAAAGCCCGAGCCCAGAAGUGGUGCAUCGAUUCCGUCACCGGCAACGUGCGCCGCUGCACUGACCCCAAGGAGGACGCCAAGAAGGCCAAGCAGGACGAGGCCGGAGCGGUGAUCCCAGAUGCCAUUGUGAACCGACGUCAGAAGAAGAAGGAGAAGACCUUCGAGUACGAGGUGAAGUGGCAGUUCAAGUCCAUGGACAACAACACCUGGGUGGAGAAGGACACCCUGGUGAAAAUGGGUUACAUCAAGCUCGUGCAGCGCGAGGAUGAAC
Symbiodinium pilosum is the source of this 610-nucleotide messenger RNA. The record is from the annotation of a GenBank genome assembly. NCBI's taxonomy places the organism in Eukaryota, Dinophyceae, Suessiales, Symbiodiniaceae.